GAGCGAUGGAUCGACCUAGAAAGUAUAACAACAAGUGAAAGUUGGAAUGGAAUGGAAUGGAUGGAUGAAUACCAUGGAUGGAUAAUAUGGAUAAAUACCUUGGAAGGGAUGAUAUGGAUGGAUGAGUCGUUUAAUUGUUUAUAUUAAAUUUUUUUGUACCUUUUACUUUUUAGAUCUUGUGGUAAAUAUUAGUAUCUAGUAUCUCUGGCUGUGUUUGUUAUUAUUUCAGAGUGAGAUGUUGUUUACUUCAGCCAGGAAGUUGUUGAUUUCCACUGCAGGUUCCUUGGAGCGUCCUACUCAAGAUUACAUUAUAUGAUACAUACUGUAUGACGGGGGGCGCAAGUAUGAAAAAUAUAUGCACUCACUAACUGUAAGUGGCUCUGGAUAAGAGUGUCUGCUAAAUGAUUAACAUGUAAAUGUAUGAUGGCUCGUUAAUAAUCUGAAUCUACUGCAUGCCGCCGUGGAGACCCUGAUUUCUGUGCGGACAUUUCUGGCGUGCCUGGUAACCCGGCCAGCCAGAGGGUCUUUUCUCAUUAAUAGCUGAUGUAAAGGACCAUUAUCCAGAACCAGGGGGGGGGCUGAAACUGGAGACGGGGAGCUGUUGGUUACCUGAGCCCCAGAGAGAUGACUCUCCGUGGGCCAUCUGCCCACCCUGGGGCCCGUAGGGGCCAGGCUCCGGGCUGGAGGAGAUCAGGGGAACAGUCCGACUGGGACGGACUCAUGUCUGAAGCGGAGGUGGUUCCCCGACAUACCGGUCUUACGGGGCGUAACCCUCCUCGGCCACAGAGCGCGAAUCUAGACGGGUGUUUGCAGGAGUUGGAGAGGGUGCAGAGUCAGACUUAUUUUAAAGGAGGAAGCCCAGUUAGCAGUCCUGGCCAAGUGCCCAAUGUAGAGCUGGUGCCUCCAUCUCCACCUCGACUUACCCCUGCUCGUGCCCCUCGGCCGCAGAGCGCCAUCGAGGGAAGACGUCAGAUGAAUGAGUGGCUGCAUGAGUUGGAGAGGAUGCAGAGUGGGGACUAUUUUGGAGGAAGCCCCACUGGCAGCCCAGAGGUUGAGCCCCGUCAGACGGUUCAUUUGGGUCGUACCCCUCGCCCGCAGAGCGCCAUCGAGGGAGGUAGCCAGAAUCUAGACAGAUGGUUACGGGAGCUGGAGAGGAUGGAGAACGGGAGAUAUUUCGGAAACCCUGACCGAGUGCAGAGAGAUCAAGCGCAGGCCCCUUUCUACGACAGGACAGCGUCGAUGCCAACCCUUCACAAGGAACCUGUUGGUUCUGGCCUGCGCCACCACUACCAGGGCCUCCCCUCGUCCUCCUCUCUCUGCAGCCGGGAUAGGGACCUCUCCCCCUGUGGGACCCCCAGCCUGUGUGACAGUUCCCUGGGCAGCCAGGAGUCCCUCAGGGCAGGAUUGUCCUCCUCCCCGGACCACAGGGGUAGCUGGGAGAGGGCUAUAAUCAAGCAGGCUCCAGGGAACGAGCAGGCUAAACUCAGCUCUCUGACUCCGGUGAGAGUGGGCUGGCUGCCCAUCCAGAGAAGGGCCCUGUUGAGGGAUGCUCCAGCCCCUGGACCUGGACAUCCACACCUUCAGGUCAAUCCAGCCAGCCAGGUGAGACUAAAACCUGCCAUUACCCCUACCUUCCUGAAGAAUCCUGUCAAGGGCAACGGCAUCACACCUGUGGAGGGAGACGUGGAGAAAGUGGAGAGGUGUCAACCCAGCAUUAACACUGUGGGUCUCAGAACGAGGUGGCUUCCUGUCCAGGAUCCUCCUCCCUGUACUCAACACCAGGUCUCAGGCAAGGAAAGCUCAGUCCCAAGGGAGAGGGACAACAGGUCUUUAGGUUGGCCGGAUCUGAGGAGAUGUUGGGCUAACAGGACACUGCCACACCUCAGUGGUAGUGGGACUCCUACCCAGUCGAACAACCCCCUCCCUGGGGCUAACACUAACUCAGAGCCUGGCAGGAAGAGCCCUCUACACAGGACAACCAGCACCAACCAACAGCCUUCGCACAUUAAGGUUACACCCUAUGGGACACGCUCACAGUCUCCUGACAUCCAAACUGGGGACGACUCAGACUCAGGACCCUGCUGGAGAUAUUCUCUAAGCAGGACCAACAGCUUCCAAAUCACUUCUACCAUGACGAUCAGGCCAACAGUCCAAGAGAAUCCUUCACAAUCUGAGGUAACCCCCUCUGGAACUAACUCUGCAGCACCUUACAGGAGCAACAGCCCUCUGUAUAGGACAAACAGCGUCCAACAGAGACCCUCACACGCUGAGGUAACUCCUCAUAGAACCAGCUCGGAGACUUACAGAGCAACCUCUCUACACAAAAGAACAAGUAGUCUUCCACAGCCUUCUCCUGCCGGGGUAGUAUCACCCCCAGCCUCUGGGAGCACUACAGGUCCAACCACCGUCCUGAAGACAACUACACCAGUCUUCCCCUCCAUCACCAUCACCUCCAAGAAGAUCUCCAGGACGGCAAGCCUCCCUGGAUCUAGAGCCCCCAGCCCCCAGACAUACCACUCUGAUGAGACCAGGGUCCCAGGCUAUAAAACCCCCAGCCCCCAGAGCUACCACUCUGACGAGACCAGGGUCCCAGGCUAUAAAACCCCCAGCCCCCAGAGCUACCACUCUGACGAGACCAGGGUCCCAGGCUAUAAAACCACCAGCCCCCAGAGCUACCACUCUGACGAGACCAGGGUCCCAGGCUAUAAAGCCCCCAGGCCCCAGAGCUACCACUCUGACGAGGCCAGGGUCCCAGGCUAUAAAGCCCCCAGCCCCCAGAGCUACCACACAAACCAGGCCAGAGUCUCCACCACCUGCACCUCUGUCACCCAGCAGGACCAGGACCAUCACCACCACCCCGCCGGCACCGACCCCAGCUCCACCCCUGUCACCCUCAGGAGAAAGGCCACCGCCACCACGGUCAAAGUGACCGAGCACAGAAGGAUGAACUCUGAACCUGUCAACCGACUGAACGGAAGGCAGAGCCAUGUUUCAUCUGUGUCAGGUGACCAACCGAAUGAUCAGGGCACAGUGGUUCGCAGGAGAAAAGCCACCGUCAUAAAAGUGACAGAGCACAGAGAGAGCUACUGCCCAGGUCGGGGCGCUAAUGGUGGGAGCAGCAGCGGUAGGCCUUCAGAGUACAGACACAGCUACACAGAGGGAGUGUACAGACAGAACUCCCUGUGGCAACAAGGAGCCAUGAAUUCACCCACGAACUCUAUGGAGUCACUCCAAAGUACCACUUCUACACCCUCCCAGUGCCCUCUAGAAUCAUCUAUGGACAGGAUAGACUGGCCCAACUCUGCUCUGUUCCUAACUCCAAACAAGCCCACCUCAACCACUACGGUUGCCCUUAGGGAUCCAGAGGGAAGCGGAGGUGGAGGGAAGCCAAUACAGAAGUCUACCCUGAUGCUGUUCAUCAACCCCCCAUCUCCCUCUUUCAAACAGACGUCCAUAGAAAAGGUUGGUGGAGAGAGAUGGACUCGGGAUAGACCAGUGAGCUGCUAUGCUAAUGUGUUUGGCCACACUGAUCCAACAGAGCCAUGCCUGGUCCCAGAGACCGUUACUGUUACACAAGCUGGACCCAGGCAUUGGAGCCCAGAGACUGUUACUGUUACACAAGCUGGACCCAGGCAUUGGAGCCCAGAGACCGUUACUGUUACACAACCUGGACCCAGGCAUUGGAGCACAGAGACCGUUACUGUUACACAAGCUGGACCCAGGCAUUGGAGCCCAGAGACCGUUACUGUUACACAAGCUGGACCCAGGCAUUGGAGCCCAGAGACCGUUACUGUUACACAAGCUGGACCCAGGCAUUGGAGCCCAGAGACCGUUACUGUUACACAAGCUGGACCCAGGAAUUGGAGCCCAGAGACCGUUACUGUUACACAAGCUGGACCCAGGCAUUGGAGCCCAGAGACCGUUACUGUUACACAAGCUGGACCCAGGCAUUGGAGCCCAGAGACCGUUACUGUUACACAAGCUGGACCCAGGCAUUGGAGCCCAGAGACCGUUACUGUUACACAAGCUGGACCCAGGCAUUGGAGCCCAGAGACCGUUACUGUUACACAAGCUGGACCCAGGCAUUGGAGCAUGGGGCUUCUUAACCAGACCCAGAAUACUAAUAUUGACCCAGCGAGGGACUGGGCGAAGGACACUGCUGCCAGCAACAGUAGAUUAAACACUGGAUCAUCUAGCUCUUCCAUCAGUGCUGGACCAGCAUGCAGGGACAGGGAGACGUGUCCCCCAGAGGCAGAGUCCUCCAGACCAGAGGGAAGUGGGACUGAGAGAGAGGGAGAUCUACCACCACAUCCUCACCAGGCAGACGUCAGGAGCAGCGAACCCCAACCCUCUGCUUUCACUCUCAUCAAGCCCCAAGAGCCCACAUCCCAUCAGCGGUCUCCGGAGGAGGUCCUAGCCCUCAACGCUGCCGCCAUCAUAGCCAAUAUCAAACUCCAGAGACAACGGAGCCUGAAGAAGACAACACAUGACCUUUCUACACGGGACUCAAGGUCAUCCACGUCACCCGAGGGAAAAACACUGGUGAAGGAUGCUGGUGGUUGUGUGAGGCCCAGGACUGAUGACAACAGUGUCAGACUAGACCCUGUUGAGACCACCAGAACCACACAUCCCAGGACUGAUGACAACAGUGUCAGACUAGACCCUGUUGAGACCACCAGAACCACACAUCCCAGGACUGAUGACAACAGACUAGACCCUGUUGAGACCACCAGAACCACACAUCCCAGGACUGAUGACAACAGACUAGACCCUGUUGAGACCACCAGAACCGCACAUCCCAGGACUGAUGACAACAGUGUCAGACUAGACCCUGUUGAGACCACCAGAACCACACAUCCCAGGACUGAUGACAACAGUGUCAGACUAGACCCUGUUGAGACCACCAGAACCACACAUCCCAGGACUGAUGACAACAGUGUCAGACUAGACCCUGUUGAGACCACCAGAACCACACAUCCCAGGACUGAUGACAACAGUGUCAGACUAGACCCUGUUGAGACCACCAGAACCACACAUCCCAGGACUGAUGACAACAGUGUCAGACUAGACCCUGUUGAGACCACCAGAACCACACAUCCCAGGACUGAUGACAACAGUGUCAGACUAGACCCUGUUGAGACCACCAGAACCACACAUCCCAGGACUGAUGACAACAGUGUCAGACUAGACCCUGUUGAGACCACCAGAACCACACAUCCCAGGACUGAUGACAACAGUGUCAGACUAGACCCUGUUGAGACCACCAGAACCACACAUCCCAGGACUGAUGACAACAGUGUCAGACUAGACCCUGUUGAGACCACCAGAACCACACAUCCCAGGACUGAUGACAACAGUGUCAGACUAGACCCUGUUGAGACCACCAGAACCACACAUCCCAGGACUGAUGACAACAGUGUCAGACUAGACCCUGUUGAGACCACCAGAACCACACAUCCCAGGACUGAUGACAACAGUGUCAGACUAGACCCUGUUGAGACCACCAGAACCACACAUCCCAGGACUGAUGACAACAGUGUCAGACUAGACCCUGUUGAGACCACCAGAACCACACAUCCCAGGACUGAUGACAACAGUGUCAGACUAGACCCUGUUGAGACCACCAGAACCAUACAUCCCACAACCCAGACUUAUGUUGGGUUUAUUCCCCUGAAUCCUGAUUCUGACCCAGAAACUAGCAAAGCCAACAUUCCUUCACCCAGGGAGGCUCUGGAGCGAUCCAGACCAGACUUCAUCAGUCGCUCUCAGGGCAGACUGAGAGAGAUGGAGAGGCGGGCGGAAGAGAGGAGGGAGGAGAGGUACUCUGACCACCAGCCAGAUGAGAUGAUGCUGAGGCACCAUAGAAGAGGACACAGCACCAGAGCUAGCCCUCUGAGUGAAACUGUUAGAACAAACCCUUCAAAGAGGCAGCCACUGAGUGAAGCUAAGGAUGGAUGGUCCGACCAUAAGCAACUGAGGGUCCGUGACAGAGACAAGAGGACCCUGCCAUCAUUCAGAGUUUCCAUCAGAACAUGAUCUGGAGACUGAUCUGGAGACUGAUCUGGAGACUGAUCCGGAGACUGAUCUGGAGACUGAUCUGGAGACUGAUCCGGAGACUGAUCUGGAGACUGAUCCGGAGACUGAUCUGGAGACUGAUCCGGAGACUGAUCUGGAGACUGAUCUGGAGACUUAUCUGAUCCGGAGACUGAUCCGGAGACUGAUCUGAGACUGAUCCGGAGACUGAUCCGGAGACUGAUCUGGAGACUGAUCUGGAGACUGAUCCGGAGACUUACCGUCUACUUGUGUAUCUACAUGCAUGUCUUGUUGUGUGUGUGGGUGGGUGACUAAUAACUGUUCCAUUUAAAGGUUAAAUAUAUACAUCAUACUCCUCUCAACCUGUUUAUAUUACACCAGCCCCAUAAAUGACCACGCUAGCCGUGUGAUGUCUUCUCACAGCCACAUGUCUUUGCCUAGCCGCAGGGUGCUGGUCGAUAGUAGUGCACUACGUAGGGAAUAGGGUGCCAUUUGGGACCCAGCCUGUGUUUUGAUAAUAUAAUCAUACAUGUUCAGCUGCUUCUCCACAAAUCUGAAUAGCUUUCUGUUCUGCCUUCUAGGCCAAACACAUUUUAGAGCACGUUUAGACCUUGUUGUUGUUGUUGUUGUUGUUGUUGUUGUAAGAAAUAAUAUCUCUGUGUGAUGUUUUCUUAUCUUUGUCCCAGAUAAUAUUUUUUGGGGAUAUAAUUAAUUUUCUACAGUGUUUUUUCUCAGAACAGUAGUCUGUGUUUUUAUGCAAACGUUUUGAUUUUAUAGCGCUGCGCUCCCACACAGACACAAACAGGGCCUCUGAAUGAACAUCAGUAGACAUGGUGAAAUAGAACAGGAUCACUAGUUAGUUACUAAUGUUUAAUUAAAAGCACAUUUGCUAAUUUGCUAGGAGUGCAGUGACGUAGGGUUAAUUAAUCAAAUGCAUUAUAGUAAUGUACUGUGUGUAAUAGAGUGGGAGACCGGGUUGUGGUUCCGGCUGCAGAUCUGUGCACGCGACCAAUAAACGUUGAUUUGAUUUGA
Coregonus clupeaformis (lake whitefish) is the source of this 7065-nucleotide messenger RNA. RefSeq names its product mucin-2. Gene Ontology annotation, cellular component: cytosol; centriole; centrosome. The record is from RefSeq and is a predicted model, not a curated record. The transcript is spliced from 9 exons. The coding region runs from base 625 to 6036 and encodes 1803 amino acids. Lineage: Eukaryota; Metazoa; Chordata; Actinopteri; Salmoniformes; Salmonidae. Gene Ontology annotation, biological process: regulation of centriole replication.